This is a messenger RNA of Elgaria multicarinata webbii, 760 nucleotides long. RefSeq names its product epiregulin (gene EREG). Gene Ontology annotation, molecular function: growth factor activity; epidermal growth factor receptor binding. NCBI's taxonomy places the organism in Eukaryota, Metazoa, Chordata, Lepidosauria, Squamata, Anguidae. The transcript has 5 exons. Gene Ontology annotation, biological process: positive regulation of mitotic nuclear division; epidermal growth factor receptor signaling pathway; positive regulation of cell population proliferation. The coding region runs from base 1 to 573 and encodes 190 amino acids. The record is from RefSeq and is a predicted model, not a curated record.
AUGGCCAGCGGGAGCGCCCAGCAGACUGAGCGCGUCUUUCUGCUCCUGAGUAAUAUUCAAGAAGCUCCCCCAGCCCAGUGUCUCUGUAUUAACUUGGCACAUUCUUUCUCUGCAGGCUUGCACCUAUUUCAAGCUGUUCUUGGUACAACAGUGACCCCAUUAUGUGGACCAAAUGAAACUGAGAGCUGUACCACUGCUCUGGUUCGAACAGAAAAUACCCCUCGUGCGGCUCACGUUUUGUUCAAAAGCUGCAAGGCUGACAUGCGAAACUACUGCAUGAAUGGGGAGUGUCGGUACAUCUUGGAUUUGAACAAACACUCCUGCAAGUGUCAUAUGGGCUAUUUUGGUUCCCGGUGUGAGCUAUCCAAUUUAGAAGUUAUACAAUUGCCCCUGAGCAAGGAAUACCUGGCACUGACUAUUCUCAUGGUUCUGAUUUUCUUCAUGGCAAUUUCAGUUGCAAUCUAUUUCUACUACAGAUGGUAUGAGAACAAGAGGCGAAAGCUUGCUGCAAGGCGUAACUAUGAAGAGGUUGCUACAGAUACUGAAAAAGACCCUGCGCUGCUUCAUGUGUGAAUUAAGAGACUUCGAGAAACCAUUUAUUUAAUAUUAAAACUUAUUUUAAUAAUAAUAUUUAUGUUCAAAGCAAAAGAAUUUCAAGACAAUGUUGAUAAGAUUACAUGUACAGGUCAAAAAGGCUAUUUUUUUAUAAAUAAUAUUUGUAUUUUAUUUUUUAUUCUAUUUUAUUUCUGUGUUAACAUUU